Agrilus planipennis (emerald ash borer) is the source of this 632-nucleotide messenger RNA. RefSeq names its product mitochondrial import inner membrane translocase subunit Tim22. The transcript is spliced from 4 exons. Gene Ontology annotation, cellular component: TIM22 mitochondrial import inner membrane insertion complex. NCBI's taxonomy places the organism in Eukaryota, Metazoa, Arthropoda, Insecta, Coleoptera, Buprestidae. The record is from RefSeq and is a predicted model, not a curated record. Gene Ontology annotation, biological process: protein insertion into mitochondrial inner membrane. Gene Ontology annotation, molecular function: transmembrane protein transporter activity. Bases 46 to 594 code for a protein of 182 amino acids.
ACCUAAUAAAAUUUUGAGGUUACAGCAAGAAAUUUUCAAAAUACAAUGGCAAGUUCGGACACAAAAUACCAUCAAAUGACCCCCGAAGAGUGGCUAAGUUUGACAAAAUAUUUUGUUGGGAAUAAUCAGAGAUACAGGGAAAAUAUUAUAUUGCCGAAGUUUUUAGGUCCUGUUAAAAUAAAGACCAAUGAAGAGAAAGCGGUUGAAGCAGUUUUCGAAAGCUGUGCUUUUAAGUCUUUAAUGAGCUGUGUUGUAGGUUAUGGGUUGGGAGCAGCGAUAGGCCUGUUCUCUUCAAGUGUGGGCCCUUCUGUUACUAGUGUAGAGCAGCAGUCAGCAAAAGAAGUCUUUAGAGAAAUGAAAACCACCACUUUAAGUUAUGCCAAAAAUUUCGCAAUAAUAGGAGCAAUUUUUUCUGCUGUUGAAUGCACUAUAGAAUCAGCUCGGGGGAAGUCCGACUGGAAAAAUGGCACAUAUGCAGGGGCGGUUACGGGGGGUAUUUUAGGUUUAAGAGCUGGUGUAAAGGCAGCUAUAUUUGGAGCUGCAGGAUUUGCAGCUUUUUCAACGGCAAUAGACUAUUACAUGCAUUCUAGAUAAUGUAAUAAAAGUUAUUUGAAACUGUAAGACAUAAUAUA